AAACACAUUAUCCGGGAAAAGGUCUUACUCCAUCAAGGGCAGCAUUUAACUAUAGAUUGAGCAGGGGCCGCCGAAUGAUAGAAAAUACAUUUGGAAUCACCAGCAGUCGCUGGAGAAUAUUACGACAACCGAUUCUUGCUGGGACUAAAACAGUGGAAAAUAUCGUCAAAGCCAUUGUGUGUCUGCACAAUUUUGUAAGCAGGAAUGAAAGGAACUCCACUGCUUUUCAAAAAUAUUAUGUGCCAGCUAACUUUGCCGACACUGAAGAGGACGGUAAUGUAAUACCAGAAAAGUGGAGGAAAGAGUGUGUUACUGGCGCUUGGGAUGCUGUUGGUGGUAUAUCUACCAACAGCUAUGCAAAUAAAGUCCGUGAUAUCCGCGAGGGAUUUGAAGACUUUUUCACGAAAAAUAAGUUGUCUUGGCAAGACAGUGUCAUAUCUAGGGGGCAAUUUAAUGAAUGCCUGAUAACCUGAUUAUUUAAAUGUAUUUUAUCCGAUUUUAAUAAUUUUUUAUAUGUGUGUAUGUAUAUAAUCCUCAUUGCUUCCUUUAAAUAUGUUAUGUUUUAAUAUUAAUAACUCUAUAUGUAUAUAUUUUUUCAUUAUAUUAUCUGCAUUUUAUGUUAAUAUUAUUUUGCAAGAUGUAUAUAUAAACUUAGUAUGUGAAUAUUAUAAUCUCUAUUGCAUUAUUAAACUGGUAUUUUUUAAUAUGCAUUGUAUAUAUAUUUUUACAUCUUAUCUUGAUUUUUUGUUUAUUUUGUCAAUUAUAUUAUAUAUUUUAAACAGAUUUUUUUAUUAUUCAACUUAACAUUUACUUG
This is a messenger RNA of Parasteatoda tepidariorum (common house spider), 814 nucleotides long. The record is from RefSeq and is a predicted model, not a curated record. NCBI's taxonomy places the organism in Eukaryota, Metazoa, Arthropoda, Arachnida, Araneae, Theridiidae.